Molecule: messenger RNA, 3580 nt
Organism: Malurus melanocephalus (red-backed fairy wren)
Lineage: Eukaryota; Metazoa; Chordata; Aves; Passeriformes; Maluridae
Gene: GAB3
Product: GRB2 associated binding protein 3
Exons: 10
Coding region: 382-2178 (598 amino acids)
Source: RefSeq, a predicted model, not a curated record
UCAAUGUCAUGACUUCCUCCGCGGGCUGGAGCCGCAUCAGAGCGUAGCUGAAGGAAGCUGAUUGCCGCGGAUGCGAAUUGGCCGGGAACAAUACACAGAGCGCUUACCCGCACGGGCGGACACACGGCCGCGCACACCGGCAAACGGGGCGGGCGCGACACGCACACACGCGCAAACCGGCACACGGACACACGGACACACGGACACACGGACAAGCACACACACACACGGACAGGCACACACACACACGGACAGGCACACACUCACACACACCCGCACGGGCGGACACACGCCCCCGCACACACACGCACAUAAGCAGCGCACACGCACGGCCAGCCCGCACCCUGGCUCCCGCUCCGCCGCUCCGCGCCCGGGGGGAAGAUGAGCUCGGGGGACGUGGUUUGCACUGGAUGGCUCAUCAAAUCACCCCCCGAGAAGAAACUCAAGAGAUACGCCUGGCGGAAGCGCUGGUUCGUGCUGCGCAGGGGCCGCAUGAGCGGGAACCCCGAUGUGCUGGAAUACUACAGGAACAACCACUCCAAAAAACCCAUCCGCAUCAUCGACCUCAAUGAGUGCGAAGUGCUGAAGCACUCGGGGCCCAACUUCAUCAAGAAGGAAUUUCAGAACAACUUUGUCUUCAUUGUGAGAACCACCUACCGCACCUUCUACCUGGUAGCCAAGACAGAGGAGGAGAUGCAGAUCUGGGUGCACAAUAUCAGCCAGAUCUGUAACUUCGGACACCUGGAAGAUGGCACAGGUUCUGUGGAGAGCCUGUCUCACACCACCUCGUCCCCACAGCCCUCACCGGCCACCUCCACCCACGCCUCCCGCAUCGCUGACCCCUCCUUCUCAGUGGACCAYGCUGCUGCUGACACUGCUGCUGAGGAGACCCCCAGUGAGUCCGAGUCAGUAUUCCUCCCCGACUACCUCUUCCUCUCCAACUGUGAGUCGGGCAAGCUCAGCCACAACAGGUGUGACAGCUGGUCAAAUUCAGACAGAUCUCUGGAGCAAACAUCAUCAGACGAUGUUUUUGUUGACUCCUUGCAAUCCCAGCCCUCCUUAUACCUUGUACAGCCGACCAGUACUGGCACCGUGCACCAGGACGGAGCCCCACUGGCAAAUCCCAGCAUCGUGUCCAGGACCAUAGACAUUAGUGGGCCAACCAGUGACAUUUCCUCCUCUUCUCCACUGCUGGGGACAUCGCUGACACCAACUUUUCAGAUUGACAAAAGCCAGAAGGCGCUGCCCUACGGUGUGACACAGCUGGAUGUGCUGUCCAACACGCCCCCGCCACGGCCGCCCAAGCCAACCCACUUGUCGGACAGGAGAGGGGACGAGGUGGGCGGCGGGGCCCUCCAGAACGGGCACGCGGGGAUCUGCCGCGCUCAGGUCGCUCUGGUGCCCAGGAGGAUCUCCCUGUCCAGCCUGGACAACAUGAGGAACUGGAAAGCAGACAUGGAAGGCAGCUCCUUAAGAAGUCGAGAUAAGAGGCUUAGCUUGAAUUUGCCAUGCCGGUUCUCCCCGCUGUACUCAACGGCUGCGGACAGCGCUGAGGACAGCUACGUGCCCAUGCGCCCCAGCACCUCCCCCUCYGCGCCCAGCUCUGACUGUUCCCCCGACGGCUACAUCCCCAUGAGCCCUGGCUCRGCCACCUUCACCUUCCCUGUCGUCAGCACUGAAAAACUCACCAGCCCCUUGCCUGAGCUCCCCUCAGACGUGGAGCCUCCUCCAGUGAACCGAGACCUCAAGCCUCGCAGGAAAUCACGACCACCUCCUCUGGACUUGAGGAACCUCUCCACAAUCCGGGAGCAUGCUGCCGUGACCAGGAUGUGGACUGUGCCUUACAAUCGAAUGAGCUUUAUCUCACCAGAAAGAGACGGUAUUAAUUCAGCAAGAAUAUUUGCCAAUUCAGUUUCCGGAGAAGAGGAAGAAAGUUACAUUCAUAUGGAACACAGACAGGCCACAUCUCCGUACAGUGGUGCUUUUCCAUGGACAAGGAAAUCUAACCUUGAUUACUUAGCACUGGAUUUUAACUCUGCUUCCCCAUCCCCUGUGCAGAAGAAACCUUUUCUGUCUGAGGAACAGAGAGUGGACUAUGUCCAGGUAGAUGAACAGAAGACUCAAGCUUUACAGAACACUAAGCAGGAAUGGACAGAUGAAAGACAAUCAAAAGUGUGAAGGAAGAAGAUUUGGGAGCUGGAGGGGUUUUUUUUUGCACUGGAACCACAACGUUAAUGAAGCAGCUAUCACAGUGGAGCUCAAAGGCAGAGAGAGCUGUAGGAUGCUUACARUCUGUAGAGGCAUUUUUACUGGAAACCUUUGAUUUCAGCUGGAAAUAGUAUGUUGAGUGAGUGAGUGGUUCACUGAUGACUAAAGUAACGCAUUAGCCUUUUUACUGCCCUUACCAGGAAGCUACAUGGUACCAUUUUCUGGCAUGAUUCUGCAACGAGUCAUACACUUAACAUUAACAAAUCCACUACAAGUUGCAUUAAUCUAGUUCAUCCUGCCUUCUCCUUCUGUUGUAUAAUUCCUAGUUGCUAAAGAUAUUUUCUGAUAUUCCUACAAAUGCUGCAGAUGCUCAGAGUGCUUUUAUGGCAGUGGGCAUCUGACAGGUUUUGGUGACUAAUCAACUAAGGGCUAAAAUACUGAAAAAAAAUAAAAAGAACUUUUUGAAUAUAUAGUGCUUAAGCCAAGAGAAUUUUGAAAAAUAUUUUUCCCCAGGGUUUAAAAGGUCUGACUGUGAGCUGAUGCUGUCAGAACUCAAAACAGGACUACAUACCCAUGCGACUGGAACGCAUGGUCUUUGACCCUCUGGAYGACGGUCGUUGUAUUAAGCUUCUUCUCUCCAUUGUGGCUCACACUUGUCGCUUUUCUGUCUGAUUCCUACUGAUGUUUUCACCCCUGUCUUGAGAAGUGUCUUCAGCACAGCACAGCACAGCUGCUCUUCUAGCRGGAGGCUGCAGCCACACAGCUCUUKGCUGGCCAAAAAUUAGAAAGGGAAGCUGUGAGCCUGUUUCUACAAGCCUUGAGAGAACUGGCAAGGGAYCAAGAAUGCUUUCAUCUGAACAGCAGAAGAAAUGCCAUUGGAAUUGCUGGUAGCAGUCGUCAAUCUGAUUGUUUCACUAGACCCACCCAAAAAGAAAAGAGCAUUAGGAAGUGCAGCGUGCUCCGAGAGAGACAGGAGCCGGCCAAAACAAGACAACAAUGCACUCAAGCAGCGUGAGGACCUCUGGGCUCAGGAAGCUUAUCUACCUUGGGACUUGUUACAGGCACUAUCUCAGGAUGACAUAUGUGUAUAGUUUGUAAGAUAUUUAACUCUAAACACUUGGCUGCAGUCUUCCUUACACGGUGGCAYACAGCCACCUGACUCACGGAGGUUGGCAGUGACGCUGAGUGACCCACACUGGAUUUGGUCUCGCAGGCUUUGCUCCUGUCAGUGAGUCCCAGCAGCCAUAGGAGGUCUGAUCCUGUCGGCACGGACAGACGGACAGGACCCUCACGAGAGGUUUCUUCUCUGACAGUGCCAAUUCGCUGGCCUCCCUUCGUGUGCCUGUUGUUACCACAUUGCAUUGCUGUAACC